AUGUGCGACAAAAUUGAGAGACACACUUUUAAAGUGUUCAACCAGGACUUUACCGUGGAUAAAAGGUUCCAAUUGAUCAAAGAGAUUGGCCAUGGUGCAUACGGUGUGGUUUGCUCUGCGAGGUUCACGGAGGCAGCUGAGGAUACUACAGUAGCGAUCAAGAAAGUGACAAACGUGUUUUCAAAAACUCUUCUUUGUAAGAGAUCGUUACGUGAAUUAAAAUUACUGAGACAUUUUAGAGGUCAUAAGAAUAUUACUUGUCUUUAUGAUAUGGAUAUUGUUUUCUAUCCCGAUGGGACUUUUGCUGGAUUGUAUUUGUACGAAGAAUUAAUGGAAUGUGACAUGCACCAGAUUAUAAAAUCAGAACAACCAUUGACGGAUGCGCAUUACCAGAGUUUUAUCUAUCAGAUUCUUUGUGGACUGAAAUACAUUCAUUCAGCUGAUGUUUUGCAUCGUGAUUUGAAACCGGGGAAUCUGCUUGUGAAUGCCGACUGCCAGCUAAAGAUAUGUGAUUUUGGUUUGGCUAGAGGCUACUCGGAAAAUCCAGUUGAAAAUAAUCAGUUUCUGACGGAAUACGUGGCGACAAGAUGGUACCGUGCUCCCGAAAUCAUGCUGAGUUAUCAAGGUUAUACAAAGGCUAUCGACGUAUGGUCUACGGGGUGUAUUUUAGCCGAGUUUUUAGGUGGGAAACCUAUCUUUAAGGGUAAGGACUACGUGAAUCAGCUGAAUAGAAUUCUGCAGGUUUUGGGUACCCCUCCAGAUGAGACUUUGAAAAGAAUAGGAUCGAAGAACGUUCAGGACUAUAUUCAUCAAUUGGGCUUCAUACCAAAAGUACCUUUUGUAGAUAUUUUCCCACAGGCCAAUCCCGAGGCUCUUGAUCUAUUGGAGCGUAUGCUAGCAUUCGAUCCUUCAAGAAGGAUAACCGUGAAUGAGGCAAUAAAGCACCCAUAUUUAUCGAUAUGGCAUGAUCCCGCUGAUGAGCCUGUGUGCAGUGAAAAGUUCGAGUUUAGCUUUGAGAGUGUGAACGAAAUGGAGGAACUCAAACAGAUGGUGAUACAGGAAGUUCAAGAUUUUAGGAGUUUUGUGAGGCAGCCACUCUUAGAAGAACAAGAACGGCAGCAGCAGGAAAAACUACAACAAUCACCACAAGAUCACCAAUUCUUGCAACAACAACAAGGCGCAGCCGAUCAACAAGCUUCGAAAGAGAGCGAACUUGCUAGUCAAAUGGUCUCCAUGCAGCCCAAUGGAGGUUAUGCACAAUUGCAGGAUUCGUUUGUGGGCAUUGAUGCACGCGAUCUGCCCCGUCAUGAUUCUGAUUCUCCCCCAAGGCCUCAAGAGAAUUUGCUAGCCUCACCCAUUGCAUUGAAAUCGAACUCAGACGGUACUAUUCCUUCGGCAACGCAAACUGGCUACGCUGAAUUUUUAGAUUUGGAAAAGGAACUGGAGUUUGGGCUUGAUCGAAAAUUCGCUUAA
Torulaspora delbrueckii is the source of this 1473-nucleotide messenger RNA. It is a transcript of the gene SLT2, whose product is annotated as mitogen-activated serine/threonine-protein kinase SLT2. Lineage: Eukaryota; Fungi; Ascomycota; Saccharomycetes; Saccharomycetales; Saccharomycetaceae. The transcript has a single exon. The record is from RefSeq and is a predicted model, not a curated record. The coding region runs from base 1 to 1473 and encodes 490 amino acids. Gene Ontology annotation, biological process: intracellular signal transduction; protein phosphorylation. Gene Ontology annotation, cellular component: cytoplasm; nucleus. Gene Ontology annotation, molecular function: ATP binding; MAP kinase activity.